UUCAGGCUUUUCCACGGUCCAAACAUAGUGGCCGUAUUCCCCAAACGAGCUUUGCAUCAUUUCCUGUAUGAAAUAACAACGCACAUCUGUAACAACACAUUGCAACUGUGCAUUGCUGCAGCAGGAAGUUAAUGUGCGUCCUCUAAAUGCAUGGCAUCUAAAUUUAGCAACGGAGCAUUGCGGGAAUGUGGCCGGCUUCUAUGGUCUUUUUGGACAGCCACUCUGCAGCUGUUAGCUCGGUCAAAUGUGCCCGUUGAAGCGGGGCCACCGAUGCGACGGUUGGUGUUGGGCCACCGAGUCGCAGGUGGUUUGGCGUAAAGGAGCUAGCAAAGAUGACGUACAGAGCACGUGCAGCACGUUUUUACCCAACAGGAACGCUUGUGUGCAUGUCCGAAUGUCUGAAUUAGCCGCCUUCAACCUGUCUCUUAUUGUAUACAAAUAACUAAACAAAGAGUCCGGACACAGCUUUCUUGCUGAUUAACGUUGGUGGUGACUGCAGUGUAUUGUGGUUGGCAAUGAAUGCAAUCAUAUUCACCACAUCAGUAGAUGGCCCUUAACAAAAAAAUCUAAUCCUGGCUCAAUUAGGAAGCCACCCUGGCUUUUAGAUCUCUGCUCCAGAUUAUCCUUCUUUUUGGGCUCAAUCGUCCAGAUUUGAAACAAUUAUGGGCUGAGACUGGAGCAGUGGAAAAAAAACCCUUCUGUUUGUUUGCAUACUCGGCUGCACCCAAUUGAAAAUCCCCAAGAAAUCGUGAGUAAGGAAAAAGUUCCUUUCUGUGAGGAAUGUGUAGUUAUGUCGGCAGAGUGCGAAGUCCCCCAUGAUGUCAAAUCUAAAAUCCACCCAAAAUCCAAUCCGACCCUGAAAAUAGGCAACUGUUGUAAGUGCUGUUUAAACAAUGUCAAAAAAUGGCAACCUUUGUUUACAUGACAAUGGUGUAUUAAAGACAGUAUCAUGUGAGAUAGUGUUCUUAGAACACUGAGUUAGUUUUGGUCUUUGACCAGUGGGGAGACAUUACUCGCAUAACUGCAAUUCCCAACCCAAAUAUACAGCAAUUACUGUGAACAACAGGCUCGUAAAAAACAAAAAGAAACAAGAGGAUGUGUUUCGUGGUGAAUCACACUGUGAUUAUAAAGCUCCUCCUAUAAAGUAAAAUAUACUUUUAAAUUGACAUUUUCAACCCACCUGGCAGUUGUAUUGCAGUGUAAUUAGGCCUGUCAUGAUAGCAAAUUUUGCAAGACGAUAAUUGUCCAAAUUAUUGCUGAUAUUGAUUUCUCUAGACUAUUGAACAUUGUCAUUGGAAUCUGAAGACCACGCAGAAACAUGUCAAACAAUUGUUCCCCAAAGUGUGUUAUUAGAAAAAAAAUAUCAGAAAACCGAAACAUAUUUCUUAUCAUGGACACUAUGUUGUAUUUCUGAUAAUGGAUCAGCAUCACUUUUGUUAUUGUCAGAAUGUUGACCAAAUUUUUUUUAAAAAUAACCCCGAAAUAGUCUGAAGUUGACAGUUUGUCAAAACAGACAUCAGCUCAUUUGCAUAUCCACUUUCUUGAUUGACUAUUAGCAACAUAGUGUGUAGAAUAUGCUGUUUACCUUUAAUGAGGUGUGACCAAGAGACUGAAUGACUGACCGGAGCCUUUCACUCUGUUCAUUCGGCUAUAUAACCAAGGUGUUGAGACAGAGAACCAUGUUGUCAUCCAGCCUGUUUGGUAGAGAGGAGGAAGACAAACAUGCAUUCACAUGUCAAUAUAUUGAGGCCAGUAAAAUAAUAAUUUUGUAUUUGUUGUGCGGUUAAUUGAUUAGAUUAUCAUGCCAGGCCUAUAUGUUAUCAGUCCCCAACUUUCAGGCUUAAAUUUCUUUGCUUUUAGUGUGCUAAAGCCUUCAUUUUUUCCUGUAUGCUGCCUUCAUUGGAGCAAAUGACAUCUUAUCUGCUUCCGUUACAUGGAUAUGCACACAGUAUUAUUUACUUUGAAGGCAGGCCUCACUGUGAGAAGAGCAACUCGACUACAGUACUUUCCCGCCCAUUUGCCUUAAAAAAAAAAAAACUCAGUCCCACCCCCGUUUCAUAACACUGUCUUCCCUGUGUGUGGAGCUCACACAUGUAGUAGCUCCAGCGAGGAGACGGCUCGAGGAGUAAGAGGAUCUACCCGCCUGACUGCUGUGACCAGAAGGGGACGAGUUAUUGAUUACGCUCAGCCAACAUGCAGGAAGAGUCUAAACAAAGAAGAAUGACCAUGGAUUUUUCCCAACUGCACACAUACACGCCGCCACAGUGUGCUCCAGAGAACACCGGCUAUACCUACUCCCUCAGCUCCAGCUACUCAACAGCAGCGUUAGAGUUUGAGAAGGAGCACCAGAUUGCUCCUGUGUACGAAUCGCCCAGAAUGUCACGGCGGAGCCUGCGUCUGCAAACCAGCAGCAGUCACCAUGGCAAUGACAGCCUGGUUGACUACACACGGAACCAGAACCAGAGCCACAGCAGCUACACGACCAAAAGAGAAUCACGGACCCUGCGGAGUCGAAAGCUGCAGGCCACUUCCAACUCCUUGUCGUUGUCCCUGAGCCCGGCUGCAACUCCGAGAAAAGCCCUCAGCUUCUCAGCAGUUAGUACGCCCAUUAACAGCAGCAGAAGCAUCGAGGAAAGCAACACUGCGUCUGAUGCCUCAGUGAACACGAGCGCGAUGGACCAGACUCACUUGAGGCAGCGCACCAUCACUACAACCACAACCACUACAACCGUAGAUGGCAUCUGGGGCAAAACCUCUCGCUCUGAGCACAGCUUAUCAAGCAUCAACGGCGACAUCGGCGCGUCAAACUCUCACACGACCCUCGCCAACGGCUACAUCUGCAAAGACUGCUCCUUUCACUCUCAACAAACGGACGCCCGCACCGCACUCUCCCUCUCGCAUUCGUCACCCACAUCGCAAUCCGAAGACAUCACAGAUGCCGAUGCGUUUUCCUGCUCGUCAUCGUCACCUUUCACAAACAUAUACUCCAGGGACAGGAGUCGCAAAAGCAAGCCAGGCGUCCUCACUUCCGUGUCUAAUACGUGUGUGCGCUUGAGCAAGAGUGUCCUGGCUCCUUUCGUGUCCGUCUUCACUGUGCUGUACAGCAGUGUGCUCUGGCUGUCUGCACGGACAAACGUCUCACAGGGACGAGGUGUCUUUGCAUCAUGUACCGACUCCCUGAGACAGACGAUAUCCUCCAGUUUGUCUCAAGUGUGGCUGUUGAAGCAAAGCACCCUCGGCAGAAUGACCGGCAACAGGUCUACACACUCUCAAGCACAAGCUCACUCCAGCUUCUGUGGGAGCAUGAAUAUAAAAGAUCUGGCGAAGGAAGAUGCGUCACACGUCAAUCUCAAUGGUUCCCUGUGUGACGACUGUAAAGGCAAGCAGUAUUCUGAGACACACACCGUCCUCCUCACACAGUCCUCCAGGUCACAGCGCCUGGCGGGGGCGCUGUGGAGCCUCCUGGCUUACACAGGUCACUGCCUCCUCCAGCCUGGUUAUUUAGUGGCGAGAGGGGCUUCAGCUUUGGGUUCAGGUGUUGGGGCGGUGACUCAAAGGAUCCUCGCACUGCUGUGGAUGACCGUAGCAGCACCAGUGAAGGGGGGCCGGAGUCUGCUGUGGUUCCUUGCUACUGGGUGGUACCAGCUCGUGUCCCACGUGUGUCUAUUCAACGUCUUCUUUCUGACACGAUGCCUUCCCAAACUCUGGAAGCUUCUCCUGCUUCUUCUGCCCCUUCUGCUGCUCUUGGGUUUGUGGCUGUGGGGUCCGUCCACCGCUGUCCUGCUUGCGAACCUCACCGAGUGGCGUCCUUCCUCUCCCCUCACCUUCCUGUCCAACUUGGUCCCGGCCUCUGCUCCACUCCCUGCAUCCAGAACCGAGUCUCCACUUGUUCAGACGCCAGCAACAGUUGUCUCUCAAGCCCCACCAAUUGUUACCCCGAGUGUGGAUUUGGAACGCCUUGAACGUUUAGAGCGCCAGCUCACCCUGUUGUGGGAACGAGUCCAGCAGAGCGACCAGAAGCAGGAGCAGCAUCACACCAACAUCGUGGGUCUGUACAACACCCUGAGGGAAAAGCUCCACACAGAGACCGACAGGGAGAAGCUGGGCCUGUGGGUGUCGUCCCUGCUUGAGCAGCGGAUGGGCGCUCUGCGAGGAGAGCUCAAACAGGACAGCGCACUCAGGGUGCAGAGCGAGGAGCAGCUGAAAGUGCUUCAGGAGAGUCAGAGAACACGCUUAUCUGAUUUGGAAUUGCUGCUCAGCGCUUUGGCUGCCAAGACUGAGGAGGUGCAACAGAAGCAGCGGACAUAUGAAGCGGAGAAAGAGAACAUGGAAAAGGCGUUUGUCCCUCCAGUGCAAGACACCCUGAGCGUGGGCGUGCAGCAGGAGGACCACGAUGCUUUGCUGGCAGAGGUGCAAAGACUUGAGCUGGACUUGGGAAGAAUCAGGCAGGACCUGCAGGGUGUUAUGGGAUGUCAGGGCAAGUGUGAGCAGCUGGGCUCGCUGCAGGAGACGAUAACAGCGCAGGUGUCCUCCCAAGUCUGUAAGGAGUUGCAGGCUCUGUUCUACGGUGGCGGCUCGUCAGGCGAGAGUCAAGGGGAGCUGCCAGAGUCUCUGGUCCUGUGGCUUUCUCAGCGCUACGUGAGCACGCCUGACCUACAGGCAUGGCUCGCUGCGUUGGAGCAGAGCAUCCUGAGAAACGUUUCCCUGCAGCUGGAGCUUCACCGAGCUCAGACCCUUGGCGAGGUGGAGUCCAAGGCCAAAUCUUUUGCUCACACCGUGACCGGCUCCGUGCAGACUGCUGCCUCUGCUGAAGGACUGACAGAAGAGCAAGUAAAGCUGAUUGUCCAGAAUGCCUUGAAGCUCUACUCUCAGGACAGGACUGGUCUAGUGGACUACGCCCUGGAGUCCGGAGGUGGCAGCAUCCUCAGCACUCGCUGCUCUGAGACCUAUGAGACCAAGACGGCCCUCAUGAGUCUCUUUGGCCUCCCGCUCUGGUACUUCUCCCAGUCACCUCGAGUUGUCAUCCAGCCUGACGUGUACCCGGGUAACUGCUGGGCCUUCAAAGGAUCCCAGGGUUAUCUCGUGAUCAGGCUUUCGUUAAGGAUCACGCCCACGUCCUUCUGCUUGGAGCACAUCCCCAAAGCCCUGUCCCCGACUGGAAACAUCACCAGUGCCCCCCAGAACUUCACAGUCUUUGGUCUGGAAGAUGAGUAUCAAGAGGAAGGGGAUUUGCUUGGUCAGUACACUUACCAGGAAGACGGAGAAUCAAUGCAAACGUUCCCCGUUCAGGAGCCGACUGACAAAGCCUUCCAGAUCAUAGAGGUGCGGGUGUUGUCUAACUGGGGGCACCCAGACUACACCUGCUUGUAUCGCUUUAGAGUACACGGAGAGCCACGGCCUCAGUGAACGAACAACCACUACACACACGCCAUACAUACAUAUACUAUAUAUAUAAAUAUAAAUCUAAAAAACACUCACUGUACAUAGCUCUACCAACACCUGAAGUGACGACACUCUGAAGAUCCUGGCGAUGUUUUUAAAAGAAUGACAAGGAUGUGGGAAUGGAUGAACACAAGAAUAUUUGAGGGGGUGUUUUUCUCAAGACUUUCUUGCACUGAAUCAACGCACGAGGGCACAAGACUCACCAAGUCCAUUUGAAAAGGAAGUUGGACUUCUCGCAUCCCAUUCUGGUUUGGGGUGUGUUUAUUAUCAUCCAUAAUAAAUGUUUCUUUCAUCUCAUGUUUAGUUUUGGGUGGCUCGGCAUCACGCAUCGUCAUAGAUGUGACUCUUUUUUUUUUGCCAGAGGCUCUGAAUGUGUUUCUACUUUUGGAUGCAAGUCACCCUUUAAGCGUACUGCAGCACUACAAACCACUGACCUGACGAGCUCUGUACAUUAGCCAGCAUUGAUAAAGCAUAUAUAUAUGUGUGUGUGUGUGUGUGUGCGCGCGGACUUUGACGAUUGCAGCCAGCAUGUGGUUCUUCUUGACCCAAUACUUUUUUAAAAAAUUGUACAUUUUCAUGAGAGUUUUCUCUGAAAGUCAUGUGCCUAGAUCUCCCAAUUGGCAAUCACAUUUGAAAGGUUCAGCUUGAAUUCUUAAUUUUUCUCAAGAUAAAAUGUUCCAUCUCCUGCUUUCACAUUUUCCUUUUAUACCCAGACAGAAUGUAAUUUUUUUUUACAUUUUAUUGUCUAUAUAGAUGGUAUUUUAUUGUACUUGCUUUUAUCAGUGUUGAUUUAUAUAUAUAUGUAUAUAUAUAAACACACGUCCUUAUUUGGCUGACCAUUAUUUCCUGUUUUUAUUAAGUGUUUUGUUUUUGGGGGUUGAUGUUUUGUAAGGAUGCACUGCAGAUUUUGGCAUCAGUUUGUUUUUAAAAAAAAAAAUCAGAUUUUGAUUGCAAAUAUAAGAGGAAGUCUAAAAUAUGUACAAUUUUGUUUUUCACAGUCCUAUUUAUUAAGAAGUCGAUUGGUGACUGAUUCUGAGUUCAUGCAAUGUAUAUUUUGUCUAAAAGCUCUUCAGUGCAUUUUGGAAGCAUCUUGGGUUUGUUUGUUUUUUUUUAAAGAAAUUGCUAUUUUUGUUCUGUCAUAUAAGACAACUGCUUUGGAAGAUAUUCCAAUAAAGAAUUUAAUUUUGAACAA
Doryrhamphus excisus (bluestripe pipefish) is the source of this 6634-nucleotide messenger RNA. RefSeq names its product Sad1 and UNC84 domain containing 1b (gene sun1b). Gene Ontology annotation, cellular component: nuclear envelope; meiotic nuclear membrane microtubule tethering complex. NCBI's taxonomy places the organism in Eukaryota, Metazoa, Chordata, Actinopteri, Syngnathiformes, Syngnathidae. The record is from RefSeq and is a predicted model, not a curated record. Gene Ontology annotation, molecular function: protein-membrane adaptor activity.